UCUGUCCAUUCAACCAUUUUGUUGAUUACCAUGUUGAAAAUUCAGAAAUGAAAUAUAGAAAAAGUGAAUCCAAAAAUACUCACACACACAUCAAGCCAAGCCAAUUUCAUCGAGAAAGACCGCCAGCUUUUUUUUUUGUUCCGAAAAAGCAAAAUAUCAACAGUUGCAAACAACUUGCUUGGCAAGGACGUGGGUAGAAAGAUUUCAUUCAUUCAAUCAUUUGACAUUUGUACGAUUGGUUUGUUGGUGUGUGUGUUGGUAUUAUUCGAUCUCUCUCGCGCGCGCGUUUUUUUUUCUUCAACGUUUUUUCUGGUUACUUUUGUGUGUGACAUGGUUAUAUAAGAAAUUAUCAUUGUGUUUUGGGUUAAGAAUUUUGAUUCAAAAAGAAAAAAAAUCAUGAAACUUUUAUCACCAACAACAACUGUUGAUUGUCGACAAAGUUUAAUUGUACCGACAUCUAAAAUGGCUAAAAUUUCUGUUCAAAAAAUGAAUCAAAAUUCUAUUGAUAAUAAUAAUGUUGUUGUUUCUGCUGAUGAUGAUAAUAAUCAUAUUGUAAUCGAAAGAAAAAAAUCAAAAUCAAAAUCAUCCGAAAUAAUUGAAGUAAAUUUCUGCUAUACAGCAUUAAUAUCAAUGUGUUUAGGUUUCUUGUUUAUUUGGUCAUCAGUUAUAUCAUUAAUAUUUAUUGUAAAUAAAAUUGAUGAAACACGUUUUAUGCAAAAACCAUUGGAUAUUUUUAUUGAACAAGAACAAAUUGGUCGUGUUAUGUUUUCGGUUGGUCAAGAGAUGUUAUUCACUGUUGAUUCAUUAGUUUCAAUUCAUCUGAAUCUAUCCGAUCCGCAAGAACUUUCAAAAUCAGUAAAUUUUACCUGGGAUCUUACCGAUGAUGAUAUUGAAGAUGUUAAAGUACAAAUUGAAAAUGAAAAUUCAAUCAACAACAAUGAUAAUGAUCUAGCUAAAAUGAUUGAUUCAAUUGAAACAAAAUUAGAAACAAUUCGUUCAAAUUUAUCAUUAUCAACUGAUCAUCCAUUAACAAUGAUUAAUUCAUAUAAAUUAAUAUUCGAUAUUGCUGAACAAUAUUCAUUGGAGAGGAAAUUUUAUCAAACACCAAUGAUGAAACAUGAUAAUCAAUGGCAUCUAAUCAAAUCAUUUGCACAGAUACAAAAUUCCCCAUAUUCAUUAUUCAUCAAAGGAAUGAAUCGUCGUUUUAUUGAAUUAGCAUAUGGUACUAUUUAUCAUAUUGGACCACAAUUAUUAAAUCGUACGGAUGCCGAAACUGAAGUUGCAAAUUAUUUUUAUUAUUUUUAUAGUAGCCAUGAAUUGAUUGAAAAUGCAUUCGCUUGGGAUUCACGUAUCUAUCAUCAUUAUAUGGAAUUAUUACGUAGUAAACAAUAUCGUUCAUUACAAUCCAUUUCGAAUCAAAAUUAUCGUUUAAAUGGUCGUGAAUAUACUAGAUUUGUAACCGAUGUUGUUGCAUAUUUAUUACGUGCUAAAGAUGUUUUAAAUGUUGGUAUUAAAGAAAUAUUAAUCAAUAUUACUGAUCAUAAUUCAACACAAUUUUAUGCUAUUAUAUCAUGUAUCUAUCUAUUUGUAUUGAUAUUAUGUUCAACAUUUUUUAUAUUAUUCAUACGUAAUGCUAAAAUCAAAGAUGAAUCAUUAGUUACAAUUAAUAAUUGUUGUUUAUCAACAAUGAUUAAUGAUCGAUGUAACAAUUCUAUUGAUUCAGAACAUCUUGUUGAUAAUCAACAACAACAACAAAGCCAACCAAUUUAUCAACAGGUUCCGUUGUGUUUGAAUCAACAACAAAAAUUACCACCAUAUUAUGAAUAUAUCGAUACAAUUAGUGGUCAAAUUGAUUCGUAUCGACAAAUUCAACAAUUAUCACGAUAAAAAAGAAGAAGAAGAAAAAUUAUUUACAACAAAUCUUAAAUACCUAUUUAUUUUUAAAAAUACAUGUAAAAAUGUGUGUGUGUGUGAUAUUCAUCUAUGGCUAUAGCCAUCAAAAGUCAAUUUUUCAUUUUUAUUUUUACAAAUUUUUUUUCAAAAAUAUUUUUUUUUUAAAUCUAUUUUGUAUUAUAUUUACACAAGAAACUAAUUAUUAUCCAAGAAACAAAAAAUAAAUAACUUUUUUUGAAUGCAACA
Dermatophagoides pteronyssinus (European house dust mite) is the source of this 2139-nucleotide messenger RNA. RefSeq lists its product as uncharacterized. NCBI's taxonomy places the organism in Eukaryota, Metazoa, Arthropoda, Arachnida, Sarcoptiformes, Pyroglyphidae. The record is from RefSeq and is a predicted model, not a curated record.